Molecule: messenger RNA, 728 nt
Organism: Drosophila simulans
Lineage: Eukaryota; Metazoa; Arthropoda; Insecta; Diptera; Drosophilidae
Exons: 2
Coding region: 112-663 (183 amino acids)
Source: RefSeq, a predicted model, not a curated record
UGUUCUAUCGUUUCGGAUAUUUUAAAGUUCUCUUGAUCCGGUCACACUAUUCACGUAGAACAACAAACUUGAGAUUAAAAAACAUUUGUUUUCAGAAAUAUUGUCAAAACCAUGAAGUCCGAGAAACUGAAACGAAACUUUUGGGUCUCCGCCGAAAUAGAGUGCAUGCUCGACCUGAUUAAGGAGGUGAACAACUGCCAGGGAGCCCUGUCCACCAGCACCACCCAGUACACCUUCAUCCAAAUCGCCAAUCAGAUGAAAAAAAGGGGUUUUCCAAAUAAGUCGCCCACUCAAAUCCGCAGAAAAUGGUUUCAAAUGAAGAGCGCCUAUCUGUGUUACAAAAAGGGAAAUGUUGAUCGACUAUUUCUGAUACCCGAGAAAUUCCGCAACGCCAUCGCUCAGUUCGUAGAAAGUGGCGAGAAAAUCGGACGUUCCAAUCUAUCCACCAUUUCAAGUGGAACACCAGCUAUCGUGCAGCAAAAUCAGGAAGUACUCUCAGAAGAAGACACUUCCCCCAUGGAUAUAUUCCUUAAUCAGAUCCGUAAAAACAAUAAAAUGAUCAAUUCGGAGUUCUUUAGGAUGGAGGAAUCGUUACAGCAAUUCGAACAGAAAUGCCAGUUCAUUAGAGACAAAAACAUAGCUAAGCUCAUCGACGGUUACUAGCCAAAUAAACAUAACAUUUCCAGAUAUAUAGUAAAUAAGUUUUAAUAAAAUUUAAGCAAAUCUGA